CCCAUGUGACCGUGUCCCAUUUACGCGUCGCGUUCUACCACCAACGUCCAUUAUGCGUUUCAGAGCUACCAUAGAGAAUGUCCCAGUUUUCUAUCGUCUCAUACAAGCGGUGGAAAAAUUGCAGAAAAAAUGUAUCAUGAAGUUCACCGAAACCGAGAUGCACGUCAUUUGCAACGAUGAUGCGAACGAGGGUGGGAUUCAAGUCUGGUCCGUCGUAAAGGUCGACACCAUGUUCACAUCAUACCGAAUCCAAUCCAAUGCAGACAAUGCAAUAACCCUGACACUGUCUGCAGAAGCACUGUUAUCAGCUCUUCGAUCGUCUUCUUCAUCAGCAUCAUCGUCCUCUGUAGCAGCUGCUAUCCUUCCUUCGUACGACGCUGAUGAAGUCGUCAUGAAGCUUGCUAAGAAAAACGAACAGGCCGUGUUGAGCUUCGAGAUGUACGGGAUGUCCAGGUCAGGACGCAAAGUCCGCGUUACACAUGAUGUACGUAUAGACGUGAUGCGGCCAGCGGAAAGUGAUAAACUCCACGAACCACGGUGUCCAGACCCAGAGGUUCAUGUCCUACUCCCCCCUCUACUAAAACUCCGUACCAUAGUGGAGAGACUACGUCCACUUUCGGACGUGCUUGCAUUACGUGCGAACAACAGUGGCAUCCUUCAAUUAUCCAUCAACACCGACACCGUGAAACUUGAGACACAAUGGGUCAAAUGCGGUAACCCGUCAAUAGCCAAACAUGGGAUAGCCCAGAACGACGAAGACGACGAUGCAGAAGACAUCUUGCUGAAUAAGCCCGACCCCGACAAAAUGUUUUGCGUGCUCGUCUCCAUCCGGAGCUUUCUCAAGUUUUUAAACAGCCAUGUUGUAUCUGCCACCACAAUCUUGUGUUUAUGUCACAAUCACUGUGCUAUCUUGUACGUCUAUAUCGGCGAAAUAGCUGACGCAGGAGGCGUCCUCACGUACUAUAUUCCGACCGUCAUCGAUGGCGACGAGUAAUUCUCAAGGACAAUUCCUUCCACUGUGGUGAGCAUCUUCGUCCGCUUGAUAUCCAUUUAUCGACCGAUAUUAACUCCCUUAUCACCGGCUCCGACAAUUUUCCGGAACAAUAAUGUUAUAAUUUUGGGCAUGGGCAGAGGCUACAGAGGGAUACCAAAUGAAGAAACUAACACAAUGGCAUGUAACAUGCAAUGUGAGUAAUACAGAACAUCACGCUUCCCAGAAGUCUUCGUGUUGCACGACCCGCGAUACCAGCACGCCCCUAUACCUAAUUCCACGCUUCCGAGCACACCUUGUCCGGACGCCUGCUGUUCCGGCCUUUGCAAUCUAUCUUCCCACAAUCCUGACACGCAUUCAUACAAAAAGUGCGUCCACCUUUGCCCUUGCAGUCCUGCGAACCGCACUUACAACAGUG
This is a messenger RNA of Suillus subalutaceus, 1409 nucleotides long. Its product is annotated as cell cycle checkpoint. The coding region runs from base 53 to 994 and encodes 313 amino acids. The transcript has 7 exons. Gene Ontology annotation, cellular component: site of double-strand break; nucleolus; checkpoint clamp complex. Gene Ontology annotation, biological process: nucleotide-excision repair; double-strand break repair via homologous recombination; telomere maintenance. The record is from RefSeq and is a predicted model, not a curated record. NCBI's taxonomy places the organism in Eukaryota, Fungi, Basidiomycota, Agaricomycetes, Boletales, Suillaceae.